Messenger RNA from Lipotes vexillifer (Yangtze River dolphin), 2040 nucleotides. RefSeq names its product HAUS augmin like complex subunit 3 (gene HAUS3). The coding region runs from base 146 to 1957 and encodes 603 amino acids. Gene Ontology annotation, biological process: spindle assembly; microtubule organizing center organization. The record is from RefSeq and is a predicted model, not a curated record. Lineage: Eukaryota; Metazoa; Chordata; Mammalia; Artiodactyla; Lipotidae. The transcript has 4 exons. Gene Ontology annotation, cellular component: microtubule organizing center; mitotic spindle; HAUS complex.
GAGAAAUUAUUGUAGAGUCUAAAAAUAUCUUUCUCCCUUCUCUAUGGACUUAACAUAAAAUUAGUUUUGUAUGUAUUUGGAUUCAUUUUCUAAAUAUCAACACCAUAAAGCCUUAUCAGUUACCAAACAUUCAGGUAGUUAAACCAUGAGUUGUGGAAAGGAGUUUGUGGAAACGUUAAAAAAAAUUGAUUAUCCCAAAGCUGAUAUUCUUAAUGGGGAAGAUUUUGACUGGUUGUUUGAGACUGUUGAAAAUGAAUCAUUUUUGAAGUGGUUUUGUGGGAAUGUGAGUGAACGGAAUGUAUUAUCUGAAGAGGAAUUGGAAGCUUUUAGCAUUCUUCAGAAAUCAGGCAAGCCCAUCCUAGAAGGAGCAGCGUUGGAUGAAGUUCUUAAUACCUGUAAAGCUUCUGAUUUGAAGACACCUACCCUGAAUGACAAAGAGCUGGAGAAAUUAGAGGAUGAGGUUCAAACUCUGCAGAAAUUAAAGAACCUGAAAAUUCAGCGACGUAAUAAAUGCCAGUUGAUGGCUUCAGUAACUAGCCACAAAUCUCUGAGGUUAAAUGCUAAAGAAGGAGCAGCCAGUAAAAAGCUGAAGCAGAGUCAGCGAAUUCUAAAUGCUGCCAAUACUAAGAUCAGUAAUGAGCUUCACGCCCUUACUGAUGGAGUCGCAGAAUUACUGGUGUUCUUCAGACGUUCGAAUUUGAGUCAAGGAACAAAUCCACUGGUGUUUCUCUCCCAAUUUUCAUUGGAAAAAUAUCUAAGCCAAGAAGAGCAGAGCACAGCAGCCUUAACCUUAUUUACCAAACAGCAGUUCUUUCAAGGUGUACAUGAAGUAGUUGAAAGUUCAAACGAAGAAAAUUUUCAGCUGUUAGAUAUGCAAGCGUCCUGUGUGUGCGGUAAUCAAGCAGUUCUCGAGGAGAGACGGCUAGAGAUGGCUAGGCUGCAGCUGGCAUAUAUUUGUGCUCAACAUCAGUUAAUUCACUUGAAAGCAAGAAAUUUGAGCCUGAAGUCAAGUAUAAAAUGGGCAGAGGAGAAUCUUCAUAGCCUCACUAGCAAGGCUCUUGGCAAAGAUAUUUUGGAUGCUAAAAUUUCUGGCUUGAACAGUGAGAUUCUGAAACUUGAAGAACAAAUCACUCAUAUAAAAGACAAAAUUUUGCCUGCUGUGGUAAGAGAGAAUGCCCAGUUACUGAAUAUGCCAGUCGUAAAGGGAGAUUUCGAUCUGCAGAUUGCUAAACAAGACUAUUACACAGCAAGACAAGAGUUAGUUUUAAAUCAGUUGAUAAAGCAAAAGGCAUCAUUUGAACUUGUACAAUUAUCAUAUGAAAUUGAAUUGAGAAGGCAUUUGGACAUAUAUCGUCAGCUUGAAAACUUGGUUCAAGAACUUAGUCAAAGUAAUUUGAUGCUCCACCACCAAUUAGAAGUGCUGACAGACCCAUCUGUAUCUCAGCAGAUAAAUCCAAGGAAUGCCAUUGAUACCAAGGAUUAUUCUACUCAUAGGCUUUAUCAACUUUUAGAAGGAGAGAAUAAGAAAAAAGAAUUGUUUAUAACCCAUGGAAACCUGGAAGAAGUGGCUGAGAAAUUAAAACAGGACGUUUCUUUGGUACAAGAGCAGUUAGCAGUAUCUGCUCAAGAGCAUUCUUUCUUUCUGUCCAAACUAAAUAAUGAUGUGGACAUGCUUCGUGAUGCUUUGUAUCAAGGAGGAAAUCAGCUUUUGCUUAGUGAUCAGGAGUUAAUGGAGCAGUUUCAUCAAGUUGAAUCUCAGCUAAAUAAGCUAAAUCAUCUUCUUAGUGAUAUUCUUGCUGAUGUGAAGACAAAAAGAAAAAUUUUGGCAUCUAAUAAACUGCAUCAAAUGGAAAGAGAAUUAUAUGUAUACUUUUUAAAAGAUGAAGAUUAUCUGAAAGAUAUUGUGGAGAAUUUAGAAAACCGGUCAAAGAUUAAGGCUGUUGGUCUUGAAGAUUGAAAAUGAAAUCUUUACUGCACGUGCUGUGUUUUAAUAUUUUAUAUAUUAGGAGGAGAAUAUAGCUAAUAAACACUGAAAAUUUU